CGGACGCAGACGGAGGCGGCUUCUCAGAACGGCCUCGACUUCUCGCGGAUUUAUUUACAAACAAACCCUCCUCGGUCUCCGAUGGCGGCCUUUCAAACAGGGGACAUCGCCGCCUUCCAGACCAUCGAAGUGUCCAGCGAUGAGAAUGGGGCGUUCGUGCUGGCCGCAGAGGAAGACGACAGGAGAGAAGACACAGAGUUCAACAACGAUGCAACCAUCCUCCUCAUCAAAUUUAUCAGAAGGCGUUACAAUGAACUACAGUACCAGCGCACGAGACCCCAGGUUUACAGGGAUGUUUAUGAAGAGCUCUGUAAAAAUGGUUAUAAUUUCUCCGUUGAGAGAAUCAGAAGAAAAUGGAAUAAUCUCCUAGGUAGCUACAAGAGAGUCAAAAAGUUAAAGAAGACAAGAAAGCUACAGUGGGAAUACUACCAGAUUCUCAAUGAUUUCUUGCCACCAGAAUUUGGAGAGGAAGGCACAGACAGUUACUCAAGGUAUAUGCCUGAGUCCCCCAACUACACCAUUAGGGAUUCCUACACGCCCUCAUCCAGCUCGCAGAAUUUUCCCUCAUCGGUGACAGUACAUGUCCCUCCACCAUCUGUUGGAAAAGAAAUAGAAAGGGGAACAAAACGACAGGCUAUGAUGGAACAAUAUAUGCAGCAGCUCAAGGAUAGGGAUUUCAAUGAGGAAGCAUACAAAAAGAGAAAGGAAAAGAGAGAGAGAAUGAAAGUGAGAGCACUGAGAAAGAUCAGUAAAGAGCUACAAAACAUUGCUAAAACCCAGUGUGAAAUCCUAAGUAAGCAAGAACAGAUACUUAUGUAUAUAGAUAAUAAGGAUGUUUGAUUCUGUUUUUUGUUAUCCAUGUCUUAAAAUGUAUGAUUUUUCUGAUUUAUCAAAUUUGUCUUUUAUCUCAUUUGCUUCUCUCUCAUUCCUUUUAAAUUUCUCUUAUAAGAAGUGCAUAAAACUAUUUGUUGUGCUUGAACCUUGUUAUCUCAGGGAAUGACCUCUGAGAUUUUGUAAAACCUAAUCUAGGACAAGCCUUAGUCAGCAAAGAUCUAGAUAGGCUAUAAUGUGUAAAAUAGGAUGAUUUGUGUACUUGUAAAUAUAUAGAAAUUAUUUUAUCACAUUUCAUAUUUCCUUAUUUACAAUACACUACCCAGUAUGGUAUUAAUAUUGCCUUACUAUCUAAUGAUAAAGUUCUAGCCUGCCAUAUUAUAUUAACCUCUUGGAUCUGGGUGUUUCAUGGCAAUCACAUGACCCAAAAUAAUUGCAUUAGGCUUGUGUGAGCAGCCAUUUUGAUGGGUGCACAGCUUGAAGGCUGGGUGCACUCAAACACUUGUGUGUGGUGACAAGACUUUAUGCAUCCCCUUUGCAAUAUUAUUUUCUCUUUUUAUGCAUAAGCAUUUUUAGCUUUGUUGCCAUUUUCCAAUGUCCACAUUUGUUAUUUGAUUUGUUGUAUCUAGAUGGUAGUAGACAGACUCCUUAUCAUCUUUCAAGGUAGUCUGUAACUCAGUACAGGAAUAAUAACAAUAAGUAAUGUUUUGUUAGUGGUGUCAUAUUCAAUUUUUUGUAAUACAACAUAAGCCACUGGUCAUGGCAGCCAGGAAUAGGAUGCUAAGCAUGGAAGUGGCAUCCUCCUUGGAGCUGGCACUCUUCCAGUCAUGGCUCAUAGACAUUACAUUCCACACUCGUUUAUUGAAAGAAAUAUUGCAAAAGCUCCUUUCUAAACACCAAGUGAGACUAAUCACUCUCCAGAAUGUUUUUGCACUCGUGGCAAGUCUUUCCCGUCAUCCAGCCCACAGCCAACUUUUCCCAUGAUGGCAUGGUCAAGUCACCUGGCCCUCAAGGCAAAUCUUUUCAUGAUGUUGUGAUAACAUCAUCCAGAUUGAAGGGGUUAAAGUCUACCUCUUUCAGAGUAUAUCACUGAUAUUAAUACACAUCAUAUAUAUAUUUUUUAUAGUGUAUAAGGCAGUAAGUUUGAUUUUCAUGAAGUGAGUAAACACCAAUUUCAGUUUUUAAGCAAUUGAUUUUCCAUGAAUUUCAAAAUAAAAAAUGAAAAUUUUG
Molecule: messenger RNA, 2061 nt
Organism: Penaeus indicus
Lineage: Eukaryota; Metazoa; Arthropoda; Malacostraca; Decapoda; Penaeidae
Exons: 3
Coding region: 82-840 (252 amino acids)
Biological process (GO): positive regulation of DNA-templated transcription
Cellular component (GO): nuclear body
Source: RefSeq, a predicted model, not a curated record